AUGGCAUCUUCAUUUUCUUUUUCUCUCUCUUAUCUCUCUCUUAUUCUCUUUUUUCUUUCUUUUUUUCUUUUUCUCUCUUUUUUCUUUCUUUUUCUCUCUUUUUUCUUUUUCUUUUUCUCUCUCUUUUUUCUUUUUCUUUUUCUCCUCUUUCUCUCUUUUUCUUUUUCUCCUCUUUCUCUCUUUUUCUUUCUUUUUUCCUCUUUCUCUCUUUUUCUUUCUUUUUUCCUCUUUCUCUCUUUCUUUCUCUUUUCUCUCUCUUUAUCCCUUUUCUCUCUUUUUUCUUUUUCUCCACUUUCUUUGUCUUUCUUUUUUCCUUUUCUCAUUUUCUUUCUCUUUUUCUCUCUUCUCUCUUUUUCUCUUCUUUCUCUCUUUCUUCUUUCUUUUUUCCUUUUCUCUCUUUUUCUUUCUCGUUUUCUUUUUCCUUUUUCUGCUCUUCUUUCUUUUUCUCCUCUUUCUCUCUUUUUAUUUUCUUUCUCUUAA
This is a messenger RNA of Acanthosepion pharaonis, 480 nucleotides long. The record is from the annotation of a GenBank genome assembly. Lineage: Eukaryota; Metazoa; Mollusca; Cephalopoda; Sepiida; Sepiidae.